Molecule: messenger RNA, 6411 nt
Organism: Cephus cinctus (wheat stem sawfly)
Lineage: Eukaryota; Metazoa; Arthropoda; Insecta; Hymenoptera; Cephidae
Product: nephrin
Exons: 18
Coding region: 1449-4511 (1020 amino acids)
Molecular function (GO): protein binding
Source: RefSeq, a predicted model, not a curated record
GAUCGCGUCAGUGCUCGCCGUGCAGCCUCCACGAGAUAACGUGACAUCCGGCGCGUUACGCGCGUGGGAGAACGACGUGAGAAAAAACAGCCCCUUGGAAAGUUUAGCCCCUACGACUUUACGACGCGUGCGGAUGGACCUGAUGAGAUUUUAAAGGCUCGACUUUAUAAGAGCGUGAUUUAUUUACACGUAUAAAUUUUACCUUGAAAGGUUUUCAAGAGUGAAAUUAUUAAUAAAAAAAAAGUUAUAUAAACUUUUUGAAAUUCACUGAUAAUAACCAAUGUGUUUUAGAAGCUUGUGUGUACCUACUCUAGAUAAUCCGUGAACUAUCCAAGUCGGGAGAAAUUUUUAUCAAUUAAAUCAUUACGGUGUCAGUGUUUUGUAUAUCGAAAGUUCAGCGGGUGACAGUUUUCAAUAAUUAAGUAAAAAACUUAUUUUUUUUUUCACCGGCUAUUUUAUCCAAUUUACGUAGGACGUAGAGGAACGAUAUUUCUUCGUUAUCCGAAAUGUUUAUUUGCGCGAAUUGUCAGUGUGAUUAAUAUAUGAUCAGUCGGUUCAAAAUUAAUAAAUCGCUAAUUGCUAAUGAACUGUGUCAAUCGUAACUGUGAACUGAUUUUAUUCCUGCUGAUUUUAUUCCGAUAGGAAUAGAAUACUUUUUAUUUAUUAACUUUGAAUUAUGCUUGUGACGUGAAUCUGUGCGAAAUUUUUCAUCGCCAUGGAGUUAUAAGGGUUGCUGAUUUCAUCUUUACACUUUUUACGUGAAUAGCAGGUGCCGCCUGCUGGAAUCCAAUAGAGAAGGCCAAAUCAUCUCGGCAGGACAUGGCGGAAGAUUAAUAAGAAAAAAUCGAUCAAGACUCCUUCAAGGCAGUAUACUUAUACUCGGUUCGACUCGAUCGAGCUGAAGUUGCGCGAGGACCUGAAAACAAAGUGCCAUCUUCUUGUAGGAUAUAGUCAAACUGUAGUAACUCUUGGAAGUAAGUGGAAAAGUGCGAAGGGUGGGUGUUGCGUUUGAGGAGGAGGUGACUGAGGGGUGAACGUGCCGGGGGUGAAGUUUUUGGAGGAAGUGGCGAUCAGAAAGAGAAGACGAAGAAGGUGGGGGUGAGAAGAUCAAGCGGAAGGACCAGAAGAGCCGGAAGGGGGUGGCGAGGGCAGGAAUUGACAGAUGAGAAUUUGAGCGAUAGAAAGUGGUACUCGGAAGGGGUUGGAGGGACGUAAGAGGAGAAGGUGGGGAGGACGACCAAGGGCGGAAGUGUAAGUGUUGGUGGGGGUGGAAGUGGUGUCGUGUAAAAGGGCGCGGAAAAAAAGAAGAAAGUAAAAAGGAGGUAGAAAGAGGGAGGGGUGGACAAGGAGUUCGCAGGGUCGAGGAGGGACAGUGAAUUAGUGCUCUUGCCGUUGACGUGACGUGACGUUGUCGGGGCGUCGGUACGUCGGGACGUCGAGGCGUCGAGAUGGAACGAGAUGGGAGAGGCGCCACCAGUCGUGGCAGGGCUUUGCUUUUUGCGAUUCUUGGGAUUUUCGCUCUCGUCGCUUUGAGUCCCUGCCAUGCGAGAAUCACCAAUCAGGAAAUAGUAACGAUGACUGAUGCCCAGGCUGUGGCAGGAGGUAUUGCGCAAUUACCAUGUGACGUUGAACCUCCAGUUCCUGGUGACAGGCUACAUCUUGUUAUCUGGUAUAAAGAUGUGCCACAAGAUUCUGGUGUAAGUGCGGAUACGCCGAUUUACAGCUUUGACACCAGAGGUCGGGCAGCUCUGGAACAAGGAAAACACUGGCAGGAUCCUAGUCUUGGCAGAAGAGCAUUCUUUCGGCAUUCCGAGGAACCUGCAAAGCUCAGUCUUGAAUCUGUACGUGAGAGUGAUGCAGCUGUAUAUCGUUGCAGAGUUGACUUUAAACAAUCACCUACAAGGAACAGUAAAGUCAAUCUUACUGUUAUAAUUCCACCAGAACAACUAAGCAUAUUGGAUGAAGAUGGGGGUUCCCACAUUCCCCAUUAUAUUCUUGGACCAUACAGCGAAGGUGCAUCACUUAAUAUUACUUGUGUCGCUGCAGGUGGUCGACCUCAGCCGCGGGUUACGUGGUGGCAGGAAAAUGCCCUUUUGGACGACAGUUACGAGACCGUCGGCACCAAAAGAGUUCGAAAUAUAUUACGAUUGGAAAAGUUGGAACGUAAACAUUUGCAUGCAGUAUUGACGUGUCAGGCUUCGAACAACAACAUGGUCGCACCGAUAUCCAGUUCCGUUUCGCUCAACAUGAAUUUGAGACCAUUGUGGGUUCGCAUGCAAAGCGACAAUAGACCGUUAAGCGUCGGGACGACCUACGAGAUAGGAUGCGAAGUAGUAGGCGCCAGACCUAUGCCGACGAUUACAUGGUCCAAAGGAAGCAUGACGUUGCGCAACGCGCGUCAGACGAUGAGUCCCGACGCCAAUACCACUACCAGUGUCCUAACUUUCGUACCGAGCAUCGACGAUGCUGGAAAGUUUCUCUCCUGCAGAGGAAGCGUUCCCGUUAUUCCAGAUUCAGCAAUGGAGGACGGAUGGAAACUCGACAUACACCACGAGCCUGUAGUGUCACUCGAAUUAGGUAGUAAUUUGAAUUCAAGUGCCAUUCGCGAAGGAAUGGACGUUUACUUCGAGUGCAACAUCAAGUCUAAUCCUUGGGUUUACAAAGUUUCUUGGCGCCACAACGGAAAUCCACUUUACCACAACGCGGCUACAGGAACGAUAGUAAGCAACCAGAGUCUCGUGCUGCAGAGCGUGACUCGGAGCAGGGCUGGAAUUUAUACGUGUGUCGGUAGUAAUCAAGAGGGUGACGGUGAGAGCAACCCUCUCAACCUGGACAUCAAGUUCGCUCCUGUUUGCCAUCCUGGCCAAACGAAAGUCUUCGGCGUGGCUCGACAGGAGACUGCGAGGAUUUCUUGCGAACUUGACGCCAAUCCUUGGAACGUUUCCUUCACUUGGAAAUUCAAUAAUACAAUGGAGGCUGUCGAUAUUGCUCAGGCUCACGUAACUUCUGAUCGGACUCGUUCGGUCGUCUCGUAUACUCCUAUUACUGAAUUGGAUUACGGCACGCUGCUGUGUUGGGGUAGCAACGAUCAGGGGUCGCAGAAUGAACCUUGUGUCUUUCACAUUGUACCGGCUGGUCGGCCAGACACUCCCCACAAUUGUUCAAUUUUGAACCAAACGACGGAUGCACUACAUGUAGAGUGCAGUGAAGGUUUCGACGGUGGUUUACCGCAGAAAUUUACAAUGGAAGUAGAAAUGGACAGCAACACUAACGCCUUGAAAGCUGGAAGUCUCGUUUACAACUAUACCAGCAAGAAUCCAUUAUUCUCAGUCUCAGGAUUGGACGCGGGUUCAGUCUACCACGUGAGCAUAUUCGCCAGCAAUGCAAAGGGCCGUAGCGACGUUGUACGUCUUCGCGCCACAACCCUCAAUCUACCAGAAAGACGCACAGCAGGUGAGAGGCUGGCACGUCCACCAUCGCCGGAGAACUGCACAAUCCGUGAAGAGAGUCCGACGACGGUGAGGGUCAGCUGCGCGGAGAGCGAGUACUUCGACGCGAACACCGCGACCUAUGUACUUCAGGUCUUCGAUGCUGGCACCAGGCGUCUCCUGGCAUCGGCGACCAGCCUGACCCCAAGCAUACUCGAGGUCACGGACCUGCCGGCUGAAAGGAGCCAAUCAGGUCUGGUCCUAUCACUAAGGAUCAUGACCGCUCAUGCAACUAGCGACGCCACCGUACUGCACAGCCAGCACUUUGUGCAAGAGGGUGAGACCCUGGAACACCAGAGAUAUCCAGCAUUGACACCGGUGAUGCUGUCGUUAUCUGGUCCAUUGCUGGGGGCAGUUGUGGGCGCGGCCGCAGGAUUGCUCCUCGUAAUUUUUGUCAUAGUACUGGCCGUAAGGUUACGUUACCGACCUCGACCCCAGGAUGAUAAAGAUUCCCACGACGAUGGCGGAAUGUCAAAUCUCACCGCACCCCAUGAAAAAUCUUCAACCCUCCCUUUGAGCACGGACAGCAUCGAGAGCUUUGAAAAGAAUCCUGACAUCAUUCCACAUGCUAACGAAAGCUCGUAUGCUGAACUUUGCAAAGGAACCUCCCCACGUUUCGUACUACAACAACAUCGCAACGAGCCAUCUUCUUUCGUUCCCACGAACAACGGAUCAGAAUUGACGUAUGCUGAGUUAUCACUGAGAACCGGAAGGCGAGUUCCGCCCAAUUGUUAUCAACCAGUUCCGGUUUCCAGUGUUCAGCGUCCUCAGCUGUUACCCAUGUCGACACUUACGCGACGCCAACAAAUACAAGAACCGACCAUUUAUGCUCAAGUUGCAAGUCAUACUGGGAAGUCUGUCUACGUGCCACCACCGCAUCCGUAUCUGAAUCGUACCGUGGACGAGACUACUGCGGAAACUCCAUUAAUUGCACGUGAUAACAAGAUCACGACGAUCACCGAAUCGGCCAACUCCCUGUGGCGCUCUGCGACGCCGCCGACUUCGAUCGCACCGACAACGUGACUCUACAAGACGGAAUUGUAAAUUAUAAAGUAACCAACAGAUUUCCGAUAAGUAAUCGUCCAGUUUAAUUGGGAAUCAAUGUCCUUAUUCAUCAGACUCUAUGAGAAUCCAUCGGGAUCUUAAGAAACUCUAUCGAUGCUAAAAUUGUUUGUGAAUCACAAGCAUUAACUAGCUAUUAUCUUUAGAUUGAAGAAAAAAUUUGUGGCCGAAGGCGACUAUUGAAAGUAAUUGAAAUCAAAUGGAAAAAGAGAAAAUGCAAAACUCGAAUGAAACGUCAAUGAUCUAGCCGGAAGUAGUGAGCUCUUGUUCAAUAUUAAAUCUUGUUGAUUAAACAAUUUUAAAAAAAUUUAUUUUAAAGAUACUAUAAGAACACUUCGAAUAUCAAUCAAAGGUCUCUCGUAUUCACGCUGCACGAUUCUAACGAAGCAUCGAAAACUCAAAGACAAAAUAAAAUACUCAGAAUUUAGUGUACUCAAGCAUUCCGUUGCUUUGAAUAUCGUUUACUAAUGGCAUAUAGUACAGUAGUAACUGUAGGUACAUACGCUCAAUGGAAUAUUAUUAUUCAUCCAUGAAACCGUUUAAUAAUAUUCUCGAAUAUUAUUGGCAAUCGAUUUAUUCAAAUCUACGUAAGAUUUUAUAAAAUUUUGAAUAAUUCGAUCACGUCAAGUCGACCCGUUCCAUUUAACGAGAAGUACCUACUUACCUUUGACCUCAACAAUUACAAAAGGUCGAAUGGUUUUUUUUUGUUAUUAUUCUUGAGUAUUCUUAUAACAAAUGAUAUUAUUAAUAUUUAGACGUAACAAAGGAGCGCUGUGCGUUACUGUUCACGAACACCAGAAUACCUUUAAUGAGCGAUGAUCUGUGUAUUUAUUCGAAAGAUUUAAAUUCAAAAGAUUCAGAGUAAACCCUUUUUUCUUAAAAAUAAAUUACAUACGUUGAAGUAUGAGCAAGUUUUCUUGCGUGUCUUAACUCAAUUAAUUUAUACUGUGCGUGGCUAAUCGCAUGCACAGCAUGGAGAUAAAUUUUGUUAUAAAUCUUCUUUUUAGAUAAACAGUAUUACUGGUGAACGAAAAUUCGAAGGAAACAUAAUGUCAACAAAAUAAUCGCCGCACUUUGUUAAAUAUCUCCUUAAGAGAAUUACGACGAACUUAUCCCCGAUUUUUCCUCAUCCUCACUAACAAAACGUGAAACGAAAAUCAAUGUACAGAACACGUUUUGAAAAUGUCUGCAAGUCAACCAGGGUUUAAAAAAAAAUGGGAUAGAUACUUAGUGACGUGUAUCUAAUCCUUAGAUUAAUACGAAAAGAAAAUGUAAGUCAAAACGUUUACAAAGAGUAGAGAGAAAUUAAAGUUAAAUAAUGUGGCUUCGUAAACGCCAACAUAAGAAAAAUUCUGUAUUUUGUCAGAUAUUAAUAUUACCGGUGUAAUAAAAAGACUUUGCUAUGUUAUUAUAUUACGAUAUAUAAAUAUAAAUGAAAAUUGAAUAUAAAACAUGUAUAUUAUAUGUACACAUAUAUGUAUACCAUAUAAAUACGAAAAUACGCAUGUGCAUAUGUGUCUACAUAUAAAUAUAAUCUAUAUAUAUAUAAGAUCUUAUAAUUUUAAAUAACGUUUAUCAUAAAUAAGUUUAUUUGUGUAACAUAAAGAAAAGAAAUAAUUGUGCUCAAGAAAAAUUUCAAUAAAUAACAAUUUUGCCUAUGCUAAUAAAAAUUAUUACUAUAGUUAUUUUUCGUAUAUACAUAUAAUGUGGUACAAGAUAUGAUCCGAAUAUUAUAACUUAAGUGCAUUAUAAGUGUAGCGUAGACGUUGCAGUAUUGUAAAAAUCAUUUUGUCUUACAAAAAUGUAUCUGUAUCGACUGUCAACAUCAAGAUAUUCAUUAAAGAAUAUUUCCAUAAUGUUA